This is a messenger RNA of Pyrus x bretschneideri (Chinese white pear), 1075 nucleotides long. RefSeq lists its product as uncharacterized. The record is from RefSeq and is a predicted model, not a curated record. NCBI's taxonomy places the organism in Eukaryota, Viridiplantae, Streptophyta, Magnoliopsida, Rosales, Rosaceae. Bases 100 to 912 code for a protein of 270 amino acids. Gene Ontology annotation, cellular component: plastid. The transcript has a single exon.
AGUUGGGUUCAAAAAGGCACACUCAGUCACUCGCACACCUCCUUUCACUGUUUCACAUACUCUGUUUUCUCUGCCUUAUCUCCUCCUCCUCCUCCAUCCAUGACUACUCUAAGCACUCUCUUCCGCCUCCACACUCCGCCGUCAAACCCACCACUCUCCCACACCUCUCCGCACCCCCUCCGCCUCUCCUGCUCCUUCAAACCCACAAAACCCCGCAAACGACCUUCUCUAUCCGCCUCAACACCGCCGCCGCCGCCCGCCAGAGACAGAGUCAUAGACUUCGGAAAACACAAGGGCAAGAUGCUGGGCACCCUCCCUUCCGCCUACCUCAAGUGGGUCUCCAAAAAUCUCCGCGCUCGCGACUUCGAGGACUGGGCCAAGCUCGCCGACCAGGUCCUCGACGACGCCGUUUACCGGGACCGGAUCGAGUGGGAGCUGGCGGAGAACAUCCUGAACGGGAAUCGGAGGAAUUUUAUCGCCGCCGGUGGAGUUUCGGAGCUGUUGGAGAUCAGCGAGAGGUUCGGUUGGGAUAAUGAGGACAAAAUUGGGUGGAGCAGGGUGAACUUUGAGCUUUUGGGGACGUCGAAAGGGGGGAGAAUUCCGAGGAGGAGUGAGAAGAAGGGAGGAGAGAGAGGGGAGGAGAGGGAAGAGGAGAAGGAGGUAGUGGAGGAUUUGGGGGAGGUCGGAGAGAGGCGGAGGGAGAGGAGAGUGAGGGUGAGGCAGAGAAUGAGGAGGGAGGAGAAGUUGGGGAUUUUUGAAAAGAGUGGGGGUAGUGUUACAAAUGGAGUUGGGUUAGGGAGGGAGAAAGAGAGUGGCGGUGAGGAUUGGAUGGUGGAGAAUUCGAAACGGUUUCCUGGACGUGAAGGUCUGUUGAAAAUGGCAUACAGCAGAAGAACCGGGAGAUUUUCGUAAGAAUUGUUAUUAGCACAUUAAAAAUUUAUUCUUAAAUAUUUUAAGGAGUGCCAAUAAUAAUCUUACUUUUUCUUCGUUUUCUUAAGUUGAUUAAAAGUGUAUUUAGGAUUUUGAGAAUUUUGAGAUAUUUGACUGGAUUUAUAUAUUCAUGCAUUUUGAUGAA